AUGUAUAAAGGUUACGUAAUAUUAUAUUUGUUAGCAACUGUAACGGCUAAUGGUACUGAAAAAAAAAGUUUUACCAUUGUAAUCGAUACCACGGUAUCAAUGCGUGAUGAAAUAGACAUUUUGAAAGCGAAUCUUCAAUCUGUUGUUAUCGAUACAAACUUAGCUGACAUCGCAAAUUACAUUUUGGUGCCUUUUGAUGAUCCCGGGUUCGGUCCACCCCUAAUUAUGUCUAAGGCAGAUAGACUUGUCGAGCUAAUGAACAUCGUGGAAGUGGGCGGUGGAAGUGAUUGCCCAGAAAGUUCUAUGCCAGCAAUUGAACAGGCACUAACAGUGAGCAAGCCUAAUUCGUUCAUAUUUGUAUUCACGGACGGAUACGCUAACGACGAUAGUAAAUUGAGUUCUAUAAAGAGACUAUGUCGUAGUACACACAGCCAGGUGAUAAUUUUUCUCAGCGGCAAAUGUGUUGCAACCGGUACAAGAGCUGUGGUUGGAACUAUUGACGCUUACUUUGAUGUUGCGAAAUCAUGUUCCGGUUCUGUUCUUCAGUUUGAAUUAAGCAACUAUCGACAGGUUUUUAAAUUUAUGAAAGAAUUAAUUAAAACGGAUUGGACAGAAAUCCAAGCUCAUGAAGAAUUCAUUGGACCGAAACUAUUUACGUUUCCCGUCGAUUCGUAUACAAAGGACUUUAUUGUAGCAGUAUCGGGCGAAUAUGCAUCUUUGGAAAUAACCGACGAAUAUGGACGAAGUCCCACUGUCGAGAAAAUUGUUGAUACACGUCAGUCCCAGGUAGUCCGCAUCGUUAGGCCAGAUAUUGGAGAGUAUAAGGCGAACAUCCUGUCCCAAGGACCAACAAUAACAACGUUUUAUAGAAGAAGAGAAUUGAAGUUCCAAUUCGGCUUUUCACCUAAACUCCCUAGAAGCAUGAAAGAAACCAGUCGCCUACCGAUACCAGGUUCUUCGAGUUACAUAUGCGUCGCAGUAGCGGAAAUAUCGAUAGAACUAAAUUCUAUUCAUAUCAAAUUUGAUGGCAGAGAUGUGAAAGCUAUUAAUGUUGAAAUUGUUGACCAAAGUAAAGGUUUAUACGCCGCGAAAGAAUACUUCGAACCUGGAAAAGCGUUUAGAAUUACGAUAUACGGUCGUGAUUCAUCGUCUUAUCAAGUAAUAAAAGGAACAACGGGAACAUUAGUACCUCAGACACAAGUGCUUCGACCACAGGAACAAAAACCUAGAAUAACCAUGAUUGAACCAAAGGAAGCACUGGUGGAUUUUAAAACAAAUUUCAUCAUCGCCUGUAAAGUCUCUGGUUAUCCAAAACCAGUUAUUUCCUGGUAUGCCGACAUUGGGACGGUUUUGCGGUCAGAGGAUGCUCUCCUCGAAUAUCCAUCAGUUUUUAUAAGCUAUGCUACUAUAGAGAAUGUGACUAAGAAUGGAACCAUUUCUUGUAAAUGUGAAAAUUCGGAAGGUGAAGACACCUUGUCAAUGGAUCUUUAUGUCAACAGAACUUUUACUUUCGAAGUAAAGGAAUAUCCUCAAGACGCAACAUUUGAAUUUGGAGAAGAGGGAAAACUUUUCUGCGAAGUAGAUGCAUACCCCGAGGCUUCAAUAAAAUGGUAUCACAAUGACUCACUUAUAGAUUCUGAUAAUGAUGAAAUAAUUUUUGAAGAAAAUAUGAUUUUAAUUAAAAACAUGACCUUAGACACUACAGGAGAUUAUAAGUGUGAAAUAAGCAAUUCUGUUCAGACUAAAUCAUACAUUGCUAUCGUAGAUAUAUCUGGCUUAGAAAGUCCAGAAGUGAAACUGGAUGACACUGAACUUGUGUUAAAACCAGGUGACUGGGUGAACACCAAAUGCACAGUUAUUAAGGGUAAACCAGCGCCUGCUGUCACCUGGAAAUUUAAAACUGCUGAUGAUUUCGAGGAAAUACCGGAAGGUGUAAUCGCUGAAGAAACUUCUCUCAAAAUUCCGUCAAUAAAAACCGAGCACAUGGGUACUUACAAAUGUGAAGCAGUGAAUAUAGUCGGGUCUGACUCAGGAGAGGUAUCAAUUAAAGUUGAAUAUGCGCCAAAAAUCAAGGUUAAUGAAGAGAUUAAAGUUGUAAAAGAAGACGAUCAAGUUGAGUUAUCGUGUGAAGUUGAUGCCGUACCGAAAGCUCGCGUUAGAUGGGAGAUAAUGAAGGAUGAUGUCAUCGUACCUUUGGACAGCAGACAUUACACUGAUGAAUGGAAUACCCAUAGGUUUACUGCUCAGUCAAAUGACUCUGGACACUAUAACUGUAUUGCCGAGAACGACGUUGGAAAAGCGGAACGAACAAUAACAGUUAAUGUUUUGGUGGAACCGUACAUCGAAGCUCCUCGGUUGAAUUUCAUAUCGGUCAGGUCUGGUGACACGGUCACAUUGCCCUGUAUUGUUUCACACGGUAAUCCAGAACCGUCAACAAAAUGGGAGUUUAUAGCUCUCAACUCAACAGUGACGACUAUAUCAAGAGGCAAACCCCCGAACAUUUUAACAUUAAGGAAUAUUUCAAAAAGGCACGAGGGAUCUUAUAUUUGUUUAGCGGAAAAUGAAGCAGGUUCCGACACAAUUAAAGUCAUUGUAAAAGUAUUCUAA
This is a messenger RNA of Parnassius apollo (apollo), 2607 nucleotides long. The record is from the annotation of a GenBank genome assembly. Lineage: Eukaryota; Metazoa; Arthropoda; Insecta; Lepidoptera; Papilionidae.